Molecule: messenger RNA, 2266 nt
Organism: Eucalyptus grandis
Lineage: Eukaryota; Viridiplantae; Streptophyta; Magnoliopsida; Myrtales; Myrtaceae
Product: protein LEO1 homolog
Exons: 11
Coding region: 105-2006 (633 amino acids)
Biological process (GO): positive regulation of transcription elongation by RNA polymerase II; transcription elongation by RNA polymerase II
Cellular component (GO): nucleus; Cdc73/Paf1 complex
Molecular function (GO): RNA polymerase II C-terminal domain phosphoserine binding
Source: RefSeq, a predicted model, not a curated record
UACGCAAUUCGACGAGCCUUGCAUCGUCUCUAACGUUCGGUAUUUGAAAGGCGAUCCGAGCGACAGCGAGCUCUGCCACUUCUUCCCCAAAGCAGAGAGCAGAGAUGGGAGGCGAGGAGAAGAGGCAUCAGAUGAUGCAAAACCUCUUCGGCGAUCAGUCCGAAGAGGAGGAGGAAGAGAUCGAUUCCGAGCACGAAUCAAACCCUCAGCCGCCGGAACUGGACUACCUCUCCGAUGAAGCAGAGGGAGGCCUUGAGCCUGAAGGCGAGGGAGAAAUUGAUGUCGAGGGCCACGGAGAGGUUGAUGUGGAGAGUGAAGGUGACCUGCGUGACAUUGAUCCUCAUCCGGGAGAAAGUGAAGGUGAGAGGGAUCAAAGUUUGGAGGAAGUUAUAGUUGGUGAGAGGGAAGACAGUGGAAGGAAGGAGACAGACAGUGACGAGAAAGAAGAGUACGGUCAAAGAGUGGUGACAAGCAGGAGAAGGGAUGUAAUUGAAAGUGCAUCAGAGAGGUCCGAGGAACAUCAUUAUCUUGAUGAUGAAGAUGAAGAAGUUGAGCAGGCCAGAAGUCCGAGUAAGCGGCCAGAUGAGGACAAGGAUGAAAAUCUCCCUGCAAGUUCGGCUCCAGAGAUACGUGAUGUGUUUGGUGAUUCUGAUGAUGAAGAGGAGGAAGGCUAUGUUGUCCAAAAUGAGAUUGAGGAGGACACAAAUCGGUCACCAAUGGAAGAUGGGAGCUAUGGGAGGGGUCUCAGGCCCGAAGACAUGGUACCUGAUGAAGAUGCUAGAUAUGAGUCGGAAGAGGACAAUAUUGAUGCUAAAGUGAAAGAGAAGCCCCUUGGUCCCCCUUUGGUGCUAGAGAUUCCUUUACGCCCACCACCGGCUCAUCCAGAGAAGAUGAACAUGAUCAAAGUAUCAAAUAUCAUGGGCAUUGAUCCUAAACCUUUUGACCCAAAGACAUAUGUUGAAGAGGAUACAUUUGUGACCGAUGAAUCUGGAUCUAAGAAACGCAUUCGCUUGGAAAAUAACAUUGUGCGUUGGAGAAAAGUUAGAAAUCCAGAUGGCACCUCAUCUUAUGAAAGCAAUGCUCGCUUUGUGCGAUGGUCAGAUGACAGCUUACAGCUAUUGAUAGGAAAUGAAGUUCUUGACAUAUCAGUGCAAAAUGCGCAACAUGACCAAUCACAUCUUUUCCUGAGGCAUGGAAAGGGAUUUCUUCAAUCACAAGGGAGAAUUUUGAGAAAGAUGAGAUUCAUGCCAUCUUCAUUGACAUCAAAUUCUCACCGAUUAUUGACUGCUCUUGUUGACUCACGUCAUAAGAAGGUCUAUAAGGUUAAAAAUUGCAUAACCGACAUUGACCCAGAGAGAGAAAAGGAGGAAAGAGAAAAGGCUGCAAAUCAAAGUAUCAGAGCUAAUUUACUUCUUAGUCGGAAGAAGGAAAAGGUAAAUAAGAAGUAUGCCCCAGCUGUGGAUCGGAGGCGCCAGCUUUCACCUGGUUUCUUAGAGGAUGCUCUUGAUGAGGAUGAAGAAACAGAUUACUAUGACUCUCGUCGAUCUCGCCGUCGCUUUGAGGAUGACCUCGAAAUGGAAGCUCAGGCAGAGAGACGCAUAAUGAGUGCUAAGAAGGGACAAAAAGAAGCCCCUCGCAAGUCUUCUGCACCUGCUGUUAAAUCAUCAAGGCGCCAAGUGGCAUUCUCAGAGAGUGAACGAGAAGAGUCUGAGUAUGAAAGUUAUGGGGAGGAGGAUGAGAGGUCACCCCCUCGCAGAAGAGCUGAAGUUCCUGAACAAGAAUAUGAGGAGGACGAGGAAGAAGAAGCCGAACCCGACGAAGAGGAAGCCGAAGUUAAUGGAGCAUCUGAGGAGGAGGAAGAGGUGGAGGAGCCAAAGCGAAAAGGGAGAGAUUACGGCUCCGGUUACAAGCGCAAGGAGAUCGAGUCAGAUGAGGAGUCUGGGCCACGGAAGGCCGCGGCACCCCAUCGCCGGAUGGCAGUCGUUUAUGAUUCUGAAGAGGAAUGAGUGGACGACAAAGUCCACCCCCAAAAAAAAAAAAAAAAAAAAUUGGCACUGCCGCAGUCUUGCUGCCUAGUGUUUUCUGGUUGUGUCCUGGGGAACAGCUUUAAGAUUUGCGCCCCCUUUUUUAAUGAUGUGGAAGUGCACUUGCACUGGCACAUGCUUUUAAAAAAUGUUUUAGGGCUUAACUCAGGCAAAUUGAUCUUAAUCAAUUUGUUCCGACACCUUCUUAAGAUAAGAUAUGUAUCUUGUUGAUUUUUUUGGCA